Molecule: messenger RNA, 747 nt
Organism: Aspergillus japonicus CBS 114.51
Lineage: Eukaryota; Fungi; Ascomycota; Eurotiomycetes; Eurotiales; Aspergillaceae
Exons: 2
Coding region: 1-747 (248 amino acids)
Source: RefSeq, a predicted model, not a curated record
AUGUCGGAACAAAGCGUGACGGAGUUCAUCUACUUCCACGUCAAGGACGGCGUCCGACCCGAGGACCCCGCCCACAGCGACGAGGGCGCCGCCCUGCUACAGGUCUUCCAGAACACCAAGCACCAGAACGGGUACAAGGGGUCCGUCUGGGGGCGGGCCGUCGAGGACGAGAGUUUGAUCGUGUGGGCGAUUGACUGGACAGACGCCCACACCGGCGCAAACCCAACCACCACGCUACACCCCUUCCUACCAGAGGACCACCCCGAAAUCACCACCAUCUUCGCCACCCUGGCCCCUGCCACCACCUCCUCUUCCCCUUCCUCCCCUGAUGAUGAUGCCAACAAGAACAAAAACCCAACCACCACAGCAACCCUGCGCAGCAACCCGGUCACCGAGCUCUGGACCCCCGCCUUCCCCACCUCCCUCACGCCCGAGGAAAUCAACGCCGUGCACGCCGACCUGGUCGGCCUGCGCGCCGCCGUCACCGAGCACCUGCCCGACGGCAAGCGGGCGGUGUCCUUUGCGGUGGGCCAGGUGGAGCGGCCGGGGACGAUGACGCACGAGCAGAGCGAGACGGGCGAGGCGUUCGUGGUGGUCGUCGCGGCUGGCUGGGCGAGCGUCGAGGUGCAUCUGGCUGGCAAGGAGACGGAGGCGUUCCAGGAUGCGAUCGGGAAGGUCCGGGGACGGCUGUUGGCGCCGGUGCGGGGGUUGGGCGGGUUGAAGCAUUUUGGGUUUAGGGGGGUUUGA